AUGUCAUAUUCCCACAAUUUUGAGCCCUCUCAGAACCCAGACAUCAUCAACAUAAAAACCAACAAUCCUCAAUCAAAAAGAUUAAAGAAGCUUAAAUCUAAAAAACGCAGAACUAAGCAUUGUCCAAGAGGCAAAGAGAACAUUAAUCCGCAUAAUAGCCAGCAGCCCCCUUCAGAGCAGACUGAAGUUUACCAGAGCACGCCAGCCUCUAGCAAGCUAGAGGCUGGCUUUGUGCCAAGGAUUCUCAAGUACAGCCUUCAGAUAGAUAAUGUUUCAUGUGGCGAGUCCCAUAUUGCUUUUAUAACUGAUUGAGGUCAUUUAUACAUGAGAGGAGAUAAUUCAUAUGGAAAGUUAGGCUUAGGAUACACAGAUCCAUCAGAAAUUGCCCUUCCUUCUCUAGUAGAGUCUCUUAGUGAUUAUGAGAUCAAACAAGUCUCUUGCGGUGCAAAUCACACAGGCUGAGUCACCAAAGCAGGAAAGGUGUUCCUCUGGGGUCAGAAUAAAUAUGGAGCUCUUGGAAACGACUAUGGACAGGAUGCACCUCAUCCUCAACUUGUAGAUUAUAUCUCGCAGUAUAAGAUAAAGGCACAAAAAGUCUCAUGUGGAUGGUAUCACACUUGUAUUUUAUCUACUAAAGGAGAUGUGUUCUUGACAGGGUUUCUACAGCAGCAAUCUGACCAGACUUUUUCACUUAUACAUGUACCUGAAAAAUGUGUGGAUGUCUCAUGAGGAGAGAAAGAGGUAUUACUUCUUACAAAAAGUGGAUUUGUAUACUCUAUCGAUCUUACGAAUCCGGAUAUGAUGCGACCUGUUAAAGUGAAGGAUCUUGAGACUGAAUUUAUCAUAAAAAUCGACUGAAACCAAUACUGUGCUGCUAUUACUGACGAGAAAGUUCUUUAUAUAUGGGGAGAAUCCUUUUUAGGAAACUUCAAGAAACCAGAGAGAAUCGAAUGAAUUCCGAAAUCAGUCCUGGAUGUAUCUCUUGGAACUUCAGUAUCAGCUUGUAUUGACUCAAGUGGACUCAUAUGGACCUGGGGAGAGAACACAAACGGUGAACUUGGAGUAGGAGAUUUUCAACCAAAGUCAACCCCAUUCCCUGUAAUGGCUCUUCAGAGGAAGAAUGUCACAAAAAUUUCAUGAGGAGGAUCUUUCUACAUUGCUAUCGGCAAGCCGAUUAUUAAAAGGAAAAAUACUAGAAAUAAAGCUUCGAAUAUUUCGAAUACUGAAUUUAUUAAGACUGAUGGUAAAUUGAUAAAAGAAGACUCUGGCAUCCAAAUUCAAAGUAAUUAUGUAGAAGAUACACUAGAGCCCUUCAGAUGUAGGAAAUCUUCUACAAAGCUUGAACUUGAAAUUGAGAAACUUCAGACUCAAAAUAUACAACUUUUAAGUAAAGCUAGGGAAACUCCUGACCCUAUUGAUUACCAACAACUCCCUUUUGCUCGUGAGGUAAAUCUACCAGGCUAUCCUGAGCACCAAAGGAUGGUAACUGUAAAUGAUUGUCAGAUUCAGACAGAGAAAGGAUCCAAAACUGAAGAAUCCGAAAUCACUAGCUUUAAGAACAUGAAUGAGGUCCUUGUCAAGAACACAAUGAUCUCUGAGAAAUCAAAUAUGGCGAUCCAGACUGACAUCGAGGGGAUGAUUCAAACUGAAUUUAGUAUUUUCAAUAAACAGAGAACCCAGAGUUUACUUGAUGAAACCCAGAAUGAAAAUACUACCCAAAUGAUGAACAGAUCCCUGAAUGUCUCUAAUAUUGAAGAGAAGGACUCUGUUAUAGAAUCAUAUGAACAAACUAUUUCUUAUCUGAGCAACCAAGUAAAGGACUUACAGAAGGAAGUUUCUAAAGUAAAGACGAUGAGAAACGACCUUACCGAGUUGGAAUCCCAGCGUAAUCAAGAACAACAAGAAAAUAUUCAGGUGAUAUCAGACCUUAAGUUAAAAUUAGAGCAAUCUCAAGCCCAAAAUAUGCUAUUAAGGACAGAAUUUGAUAAUUAUAAAGAAUUGAAAGAGGAAGAAAUCGCCGGUCUCAAAAUCGAUAAGACAACUCUCCAAACAGAAUAUGAAGAAUAUAAGAAUGAUUAUAAUGAGUUCACAAUGUCAGUUCAGGAACUUAGGGCUGCUCUGGGCAAGCUUAAAAGUGACUAUAAGCUUCUAUCAUUAGAAAACUCAACUCUACAAGAUGUACUAGCUAAAGAGAAAGACCUGAACAAGAAGAAUUUUGAUAUGAGAAGCUCUCAAAGAGAAGAAGUAGCUGGUUCAGACCAAAGAGUUAGGGCGAGUUAUAUAAAUCCUUAUGAAUCUUUGCCGGUAGAUAACUGACCUCAUUUGGAUUAUGAAGAUAACACCAAGAAUUAUAGAUAUAGCUCGGUGAAAAGGAAAAAUAUGAGAGGUCCUUAUACUCCAAGCACUUUACUUGAAAUUGAUGUAAACAAUGUGGAUAGAAAGAGGUACAGAGGAGAUACUCUUUCUCCUAGCCAAAGUUCCCAUAAUGUAAAGCUUAACUUUGGUGAUGAAAUCAACCUAGAUUCUCAGUCUCCAAUAUUAUACUAUUCGUUCCCAAAAUCUGGAAAAGAAAAUGAGAAUGGAAGGACUUCUCAUUCCCAAGUUCCAUGGAUUCAGACACCGUUCUAG
This is a messenger RNA of Moneuplotes crassus, 2628 nucleotides long. NCBI's taxonomy places the organism in Eukaryota, Ciliophora, Spirotrichea, Euplotida, Euplotidae. The record is from the annotation of a GenBank genome assembly.